Molecule: messenger RNA, 1858 nt
Organism: Magallana angulata
Lineage: Eukaryota; Metazoa; Mollusca; Bivalvia; Ostreida; Ostreidae
Exons: 6
Coding region: 1-1284 (427 amino acids)
Source: RefSeq, a predicted model, not a curated record
AUGGAGUCCAUGUUUCAUUUGCUGCAACUUUUAGCGAUAUUUUCGUCUUUAAAGAUCAUUAAAUCUCAAUGCACUGACGAGGACAGUUGUAAUUGCCAUUGUCAAUUUCCUUGUUCGCGCACUUGUUCGAGUUGUGCAAUGGGGUGGAGCGGCACAACAUCUAAUUAUUGUCAGAGAAAAAACAUCGCCUAUGGAAUAUCAGCAAUUUCAACGUCGACCGAAACAUACCAGGAAAUAGAGAGGCCUGCAAAUAACGCCGUGGACGAAGAUUCUGAUACAUAUGCUUUGACAAAAUCCGAAACAAACCCUCAGCUGACGGUGACAUUGGCCGAUACAUACAAAAUAGGACACAUUUACAUCAGCUUAACAAUAGAGGCUACUUCCCCUUACUACGUGUACGUCACAAAUUCGACGUCACUAUCCUUGUCUGACGACAUGUUGUGUACGGUGUUCUACAGGACUACCAGGAAUAGAUACAACGUAAAAUUGAAAUGUAACAACAACGGGAUUUUGACUGGGAACCAAGUUGUAAUUAUGAGAGAUACCUACAAUGGAAGGCUUCAAGUGUUUGAGAUUAAAGUGUAUCAAUGCAGCUUAGGAACAUAUGGCUCCUUAUGUGAGAAUGAGUGCCGAAAUUGUCAAGGCAACAGGUGUGAUGGAAACACGGGUAUCUGUCAAUCAAGUUGUUCCCAUGGGUGGUAUGGAGAAAAAUGUGAUAGGAAAUGUUCUUCUAAUUGUGAAACCUCGUUUUGUGAUUCAGUUCUAGGAUGUACUUACUGCUUGUCUGGCCACCGUGGACCUGACUGCGAACUGUGUGAAAGAAAUACUUUUGGCAAAAACUGUAGUUUGACUUGUAAAAAUUGUCAAGACUGUGAUCCUGUCCUGGGUUGCAAGGAAUGCAUUUCUGGUUUCCACGGACUUGAUUGCAACCUUUCUUGUCCACAGGGUUGCAGAAAUCAAAAAUGUGAUCGGAUAUCUGAACAUUGCAGAAACGGGUGUAACGAUGGAUUUUGGGGAGAAACUUGUGAAACAUCCUGCAAAGACACAUGCGGUGGAAAUAAAACAUGCUAUAGGGACAAUGGCCACUGUUUUGAGUGCAGUCCUGGUAAACUUGGUCCGUACUGUUUAGAAUCCUGCGAUUUCCGUGCCGGGAGUUGUAACGGACAAAUAUUCGAAGCAUUACUUAAACGUAAGUUAGAACACUUUCAAAUGAUUCGAUAUUAUUUCAUUUACAACAAGUCAUUUAAUUUGCAAUUGAUUGUUUUUGAUGCCAGUGAUUUCUAAUUAGGAAAAAAGCAUCACACACAUAUUAAGAUAUACGUGAACAUCGUUCAAGAAUCCACUUUUUCUAUAUAUAUCAUCGCUCAUGUACGGACUGAAGUAUUCGACCAUAGUCGAAUUUUUCAAUUAAAAAAACGCGUGGUAUUUGAUGUUUGAAUAAAAGAGGCAAGAAGAGGCUAAAGAGAAAAAAAAAGAUAAAUAAGGUAAGUACAUGUAUUUAUUUCAACAAAAAAUGUUACAGGCAUUUAAACAUUAAAACUUACAAGUAAGAACGGGAUAAACUUUUACGUAGAGGACCACAACUCAAUGUUUUAACUAGAAAUACUAUAUCAAUAGUCCUGAAACCUCGGGUAGGCUUUAACCGGCGUUUGACUGGAAAUAUACCAAACUCUGAACUCAAUAAAAUCUGGUAAUGGUAUUCAAUUCCUUGAAAUUAAGUGAAAAUGUCGUCAUGGAUGCCUCUAAGAAAGUGGAAAACCUUUUUCUAGAGUAAAUACAGGGUGUCUCCUUGGUUACCUUAUUUCACCAAAAAUGUUUCUGAAUGGUCUGAAGUUUCAGCCGUUUUAAAACAGACUAA